CGCGCGCGUCGCUUUUCGCGCUCUUCUAACCGCGUCCGUUGGCGUCCAUUGUGUUUGAAAUAUUUAAAAGAGACUAAUUAAAACGUGAUAUCUUUUUUGACUUGAAUACAUGAAAUUGAAUGCAGUUUAAAUUAAUGCCUUGACAUAGUUAUUUAGUGCAAGUAAUUAAAAAUAAGUGCAAUGUCGAAGAAGCAAGAUACACCGGAAUUCAAAUCGAACGAAACAUGGAGGAUACUGAAGAAUGUGGUCAUUAUCAGCAUUGCUUUUAUGGUUCAGUUCACAGCGUACAGUGGAGCAGCCAAUCUACAAAGUUCAAUAAAUGCCGAGGCGGGUCUGGGCACGGCAUCACUUGCGGCCGUGUACGCGGGACUUAUCUUCUCUAAUAUCUUCCUUCCAGUUAUCGUUAUAAAAUGGCUGGGUACGAAGUGGGCUAUGGCAGUGUCAUUCGUCACGUAUAUGCCUUACAUCGCUGCACAGCUGCUGCCUCGCUUCUGGACCCUCAUACCAGCUGGACUGUUCGUGGGCUUCGGCGGCGGCCCACUCUGGUGCUCGAAAUGCACUUAUUUAUCUGUUGUAUCAGAAGCGCACAGCAAGAUAUCGAAUAUUUCAGCGGAGGCGCUGCUUACACGGUUCCUCGGAUUAUUCUUCAUGAUAUUCCAGUUAAAUCAAGUCUGGGGAAAUCUCAUUUCUUCUUUAGUCCUCUCAUCAGGUGACAACGAGGCGGCGGUGACCGCGCUCAAUGAAUCCCUUAUCCCGGAGCUGUGCGGAGCCAACUUUCUGCCAAGCGCUGACGCUGGCGAUGCAUUACAGCCACAGCCACCUGAGAAAAUACAGAUGAUCGUUGGGAUAUACUUGGCAUGUAUGGCUGGUGCUGCGCUUAUUGUUGCUGUUGGUGUGGAUUCCAUGAAAAGAUACGAUACGGGGCGUUCCGGGUCAGGUUCAGGAAUGUCCGGCAUGGCGUUACUAGUUGUAACACUCAAGUUGCUCAUAGAACCCAACCAGUUGAUGCUCGUCAUUAUAAACGUCUUUAUUGGAUUACAACAGGCGUUCUUUGGUGCAGAUUUUACCGCAGCAUUUGUAUCAUGCGCUAUCGGCACAGGUACUGUGGGUUUCGUUAUGAUGACGUAUGGGGUUGCUGACGCGAUCGGUUGCGUUGUUACAGGAUACAUAGCGAAGGUGACUGGUCGCUUGCCAUUGCUAUGCACAGCGGCUAUCGUCCAGGCGGGGUUGUUUGUGUCCAUUCUGACAUGGCGGCCGCAUCCCAGCGAGGAAUAUGUCCUAUACGUGAUUGCUAUACUCUGGGGAUUGUGUGACUCCGUUUGGAUUGUGCAGAUAAAUGCGUAUUACGGAAUCCUGUUCCCGGGCAGAGAAGAGGCCGCGUUUUCCAACUUCAGGUUGUGGGAGUCCGUGGGGUACAUCAUUGCUUACGUCAUAUCUCCAUACUUGAGGACCAGGGCCAAGACCUACCUGCUUAUCGUGAUGAUGAUCAUCGGCAUCGCUCUCUACUUUGUCGUCGAGUACAGAGAUAGAAGAGCUAAGAAGAAAUUAGAAGAGAAGAAGAAGGAUCUUUAUACUAUUGGUUGUGAAAAUUUUGCGUUUCAAAAUGUCGAAUAAUAUGUGAUAAAUUUAGUGUUAAGUGUUUUUUUUAUAAUAAAUGUACUUUUGUUAA
Molecule: messenger RNA, 1669 nt
Organism: Papilio polytes (common Mormon)
Lineage: Eukaryota; Metazoa; Arthropoda; Insecta; Lepidoptera; Papilionidae
Product: UNC93-like protein
Exons: 11
Coding region: 181-1614 (477 amino acids)
Biological process (GO): regulation of muscle contraction; regulation of potassium ion transport
Cellular component (GO): plasma membrane; striated muscle dense body
Molecular function (GO): potassium channel regulator activity
Source: RefSeq, a predicted model, not a curated record